Messenger RNA from Daktulosphaira vitifoliae (grape phylloxera), 1848 nucleotides. It is a transcript of the gene qtc, whose product is annotated as protein quick-to-court. The coding region runs from base 375 to 1679 and encodes 434 amino acids. The transcript has 10 exons. Lineage: Eukaryota; Metazoa; Arthropoda; Insecta; Hemiptera; Phylloxeridae. The record is from RefSeq and is a predicted model, not a curated record.
UAAGUUUGUGUAUUUAUUCUUGGUGAUAAACAAUUUUUCAUUCUAAAUACUAAUUAAUUAUGUCGCAUUAUAACGUUUUCAGAUUCAGUGAAAGUAGUGUUAAAAACAUGCUACUAGUAGCGCUAAUAAUCGCCUAGUUGAGUCUAUGUUUCAGUGAUAUCACUUACAUUCACAAUAUUGAACACAUCAUCAACGGACAUACCUAAAUCACUGCUUGAUAUAGUUUCACAAUUUAAACCAACGAUUUUGACUUUUAUGAAUGAUAUUGCUUAUCUUACAAGAUUUUCAUCUAGUGAUAAUGAAAAAAAAUUAAAAGAUUUUAAUUUUAAGUAUGUCAAUUGUGAAAAUAACUAAUAAUAUAUUCCAAAUUUAGUAUGUCAAGUUUUAAUAAUGCUUCACCUAGCAAAAUACCUAAACCGAAAUGGCAACGUAAUACAUCUAAAAUACAAAGACAUCACAGUUUACAAACAUUGAAUACUUAUGAAAAAGAUGAUGACUUGGCAUCAGAGAAAAGUUUUGGGAGUACAACAAGUAGUCAAUGUGAUAGUAGCCACUCUAUAUUUGCUUUAAAUGGAACAACUUAUUCAAAUCGUAAAAAAGCAUAUCUUCAUUAUUGUCCUUCGAAUGUGGGAAGUGAAGAAUAUCUCACUCCUACUCAAAGAUCAAGCAGAACUAUAAGAAAUUUAAGGAGACUUUUAAAUGACGCCCACAGUGAACUUAAUGAUAAAGAUACAAUCAUUGAACAUUUAAAAAAAGAAAAUAAUGAACUUAAAAUUAAGUGUGGUUACCAAACAGCGGAUGAUUCAAUAGCAGAAGGUGAUGAAGAAGAAGAAAAUAUUAAAUUUACAUCUAAUAAAGACACACCUUCUGAUUGUGAUUCAGUUAAAUUAACUAGACAUUUUUUAAACCCAUCUCCAUCACCAGCAGAUUCCGGGCACAGUGAUGAAUACGAUGAAAUAAAAAAGUUAAGACAAGCUUAUGAUGAACUUAGAGAAAAACAUAAUGAUAAAAUUGAAGAACUUUUAAAAAACUUAGGAGAAAUUAAUGAAAAAUAUUACACAUUAAAACCAAUGUUAGAUGAAGCUAACAUUAGAAUUAAAGAACUUGAAAGAGAAAACGAAUUUCUAAAAUGGUCAACACAGCAUAAAAACAAUGACCCAACUGCAAUAUGUAAUAAAAUAUGUGUAGAUAGUUUAACACAAACUGAUUCAUUUACAUUGAGUGACAAGCAAACUAAUACUGAUAAUUUAAUUGAAAUUGGUAUUUCGGAAAUUCCUACCCAAACCCUACCAAUAGUCAGUUCAGAAAAAUUUACUGAAACCAAUUUAGAUAAUGAUUCAAUUGAAGAAUUAAGUAGCAUGAAAAUUGAACUACAAAAAACCAAAGGGCGUAGUCAAAGUGUUGGGGGCGCUUUAUUAUCAGGACCUGAGGCAAUUGCCCUUUGGAUGAUCGGCACUAAAAAGGCGAUGUAUGAAAAUAUGCUACAACAACAACUUGAACAACAACGUCAACGUCCAGUAAAUGAUGCUGAAAUGACUCUCCAGUUUUUGAAGUCAGCAAUUUAUUAUUACUUAACAGAUCCAUCUAAUUGUACAGGACAUUUAAAUGCUAUAAUAAGCAUUUUAAGGUAUUCAGAUAUUGAAAAGUCUGUAAUUGAAAAAAAUCAAGCUUGGAAAUAAUUUUUUUUUUUUUAAUGUGAUACAUAAAUAUUUAUUACAUUAAAAGUGUAUUACUUAUGUAAGAGUUUUUUUGACUUGUAUGUUAUUUUUGUUUUGUUCAUUAUUUUUAUAAGUAUUUAUUACCUUUAUAUUUAGUGAUUAAGUUAUAAAUAAUAUUGUGAUUUUUUCA